GCGUUCCAGCGUUCCAGAGUGAGGACUGCACUUCCCGGCGGCGCCCGGGACCUGGGAAUGAAUUCUCAGCGGAAACUUGAGCACCCCCUUUCCCCGCCUGUGGGCUACAUUUCCCAGAAGCCUCCACGGGCCACAGCCCUUUCUUACCCGUCCGCAGCCACCUAUUGCUACCUCGACCUGUGAAUUCGCCCAGGUUCUUGGAGGAUGUUCGCAUGCGGCUGGGCGGUCAGGACUGGGCUUCAUUGAAGCUUGGAACACGACGCGACUUGGGGCGGAGAAGACUGUUGUGCCGGUUCAGGCUCUAUUUGGAUUUUUUCCCUCUCUGGACUACAUUUCCCCGAGGGCUCCGCGGUGUAUGCGGAUUCCGGCCGAAGUUCGCUGGCCGGUGUGAGUUGCCGGGAGUUCGGACGCAAAGGAUCGGGGCAUUCCAGGUUGCCUCGCUCACUGGUUUGGGGCGGAUUCAAUCAGACUGGAGUGAGAGGACCUCGGAGAAGUGGACGAAUCCAGAAGAGGAGGAGAAAAGAGCUGCUGGGCAUCAAAAGUCAUGGCGGAGGACUUGAAGUUCAAAGAUGUGGCCAUUUACUUCACUCAAAAGGAGUGGGAGUGCUUGCACUCUGCUCAAAAAGAUUUGUACCGAGAUGUGAUGUUGGAGAAUUAUAAUACCCUGAUCUCACUGGGAUUUUCUGAUUCUAAGCCAGAUGUGAUCUCCUUAUUGGAGCAGGGGAAGGAACCUUGGAUGGUUAACAGCAAGGAGACAAAAGAAUGGUGCCCAGAUUGGGAGUCUAGAAGAGAAAACAAGAUGCUAAAGGAGGACAGUUAUGAAGUUCAAUCAUUGCAACCAGAGAUAACAAAAAGACUUACAAACUCUACCCUUGAGUACACUAGGGUCAGAAGUAACAGAGAAAUCAGAUGCCACUUGGAGAGGCUACAGGAAGGACGUUUCAGACAAGCCACAAUAACCUCUGAAGAAAGAUCCACUUCCAUUCAGCGCACAGAUCGUAGAACACCUCAGACAACUCAUACUGGGGCAAAAUCCUGUGAAUCCAAGGAAUGUAAGACUUUCAGGUACCAAUCACACCAUAAUCAACAUGAAAGAAGUCAUAAUAAGGAAAAAGACUCUAAAUGUGGAGAAUGUGGGAAAGCCUUUAAUAGUAGGUCAGACUUGAUUAAGCAUCAGAGAAUUCAUGAAAGCAAAAAAAGUGAUGAAAAUAAGAAAUGUGCCUUUAUUCGUGAUGCUCAGAUUACUAAAUCCCAGAGCAUUAAUACUGCCGAGAAACCUCAUAAAUGUAAGGAAUGUGGGAAAGCCUUUCAUUCUAACUCGCAACUUAGUAAACAUCAAAGGAUUCAUAUAGAUGAGAAACCCUAUAAGUGCACAGAGUGUGGAAAGCCAUUUCCAUCUACCUCACAACUUAAUUUACAUCAGAGAAUUCAUACUGAUGAGAAAUACUAUGAAUGUAAGGAGUGUGGGAAAGCCUUUACCCGUCCCUCACACCUUAUUCGACAUCAGAGAAUCCAUACUGGUGAGAAACCCUAUAAGUGUAAGGAAUGUGGGAAAGCUUUUCGUUAUGACACACAACUUAGUCUUCAUCAGAUAAUUCAUACUGGUGAAAGACGCUAUGAAUGUAAGGAAUGUGGGAAGGUCUAUAGUUGUGCCUCACAACUGAAUCUACAUCAAAGAAUUCAUACAGGUGAGAAACCUCAUAAAUGUAAGGAAUGUGGGAAAGCUUUUAUCUCUGAUUCACAUCUUGUCCGACAUCAGAGUGUUCAUACUGGUGAGAAACCAUAUAAAUGUAAGCAAUGUGGGAAGUCUUUUCGUCGUGGCUCAGAACUUACCAGACAUCAGAGAGCUCACACGGGUGAGAAACCUUAUAAAUGUCGGGAAUGUGAAAUGGCCUUUACUUGUAGCACAGAACUUAUCCGACAUCAAAAAGUUCACACUGGUGAGAGACCCCAUAAAUGUAAGGAAUGUGGGAAGGCUUUUAUUCGAAGGUCAGAACUUACUCAUCACAAGAGGAGUCAUAGUGGUGAAAAACCCUAUGAGUGUAAGGAAUGUGGGAAGGCCUUUGGUCGUGGCUCAGAACUUAGUCGACACCAGAAGAUUCAUACUGGUGAGAAGCCCUAUGAAUGUAAGGAAUGUGGGAAAGCCUUUAUUCGUGGCUCACACCUUAGUCAACAUCAAAGAAUUCAUACAGGACAGAGGAGUGAAUGAAGACAUGUGGGAAGCUUGGAAUUUAAUUGACACCUGGAAAUUCAUACUAGUAAAACAUAAAACCCCCUGUAAUUGUAAGGAAUAUGGGAAAGCAUUUAAGGAUAACAACUUAAUAUCAGAGUUCAUACUGUGGAUGUGAGGGAGUCCAGAAUUUGAUAUUUGUUACUGAUAAAAAACCUUAUAAAUGUUAUGAAUUGAGAGGGGUGUAUUUGUGUUUCAGAAUUUAUUAGACAUCAAUCAAUUGGUGAAAAAGUGAAAAACUCCAUGAAUAUAAAGAAAGUGGAAAGGCUUAUUAGGAAAGCAGUGUUAGACAUUAAUCAUUCUAACUUUUCUCAACAUCAAGGGUCAAUUAGCCCUUAUGGGAAAUCAGAAGUCAUAAUAUAAAUAUUUAUAUGGAGCACCAAUUUGCUUUAGCUAACUAAUUUUCAUCUGAUAAUUCAUACUAGAGGAAGGCUACAUUGUUAAAAAUGCAGCAGAUUCUUCCAUUCCGUUCAACUCUUGUUAAGUGUUUGCAAGCUCUGAACCGAAUCAGAGUGGGAAAGGAUUUAACCAAUAUUUAGUGUUUACUUGGCUUCACCAUUAUUACUCAUUUCUUAUAGGGCUAAUGACUUAACCAAAUUCUCUCAUUUAUCAAUUAGUAAUAUUAGAACCAUAUUUCUUAGUAGCAUUGUGUACAUUGUAUCCCUUAGAAUAGUGUCUGGUUCAUAUUGAAAGUGUGUUAAAUAAGAGGGGCUUUAUUCUUUUUUUUUUUU
This is a messenger RNA of Delphinapterus leucas (beluga whale), 2961 nucleotides long. RefSeq lists its product as uncharacterized. Gene Ontology annotation, molecular function: RNA polymerase II cis-regulatory region sequence-specific DNA binding; DNA-binding transcription factor activity, RNA polymerase II-specific. NCBI's taxonomy places the organism in Eukaryota, Metazoa, Chordata, Mammalia, Artiodactyla, Monodontidae. Gene Ontology annotation, biological process: regulation of DNA-templated transcription. The record is from RefSeq and is a predicted model, not a curated record.